UUUACAAAAUUUAUUUUGUUAAAUCCUUUUUAAGGUCAGGAUACUCUUGUUUAUCAGUUUCUGUUAUAUUCUAGGGGGAGCUUUGUGCCCACUAGAUGGCGAUUGUACUGGGCUGGCUGACAAAGCUGAAACUACCAAAGCAAUAAUAGCAGCACAACCAGCAGAUCCACCAGCUUAAUGUUUCAUGAACAUAAAACAGAAACGGGAAAAGUGUCUUUUAUCCCAAAAUAGCUUUUUUUCCACUUUCUGAUGUAUAAUUAACUUUAAAUAGAAAAACUGGAUGCAUGUUCUAAAAUGAUCCUGGUUAAACAAGAACCAUUGGUGAACAGUGUGUACAAAUAUGUGCCCUGGGUUCAGUUAUUUCACAGAGAAACUGGCUGUGUAUUCUGAAGGAGAAGGGAGUGGCUUGGCUUGUGACAUGGCAGGAAAUUUCUUAACGCGGGUAAGUUCUCUCCUUCCCCCCUUUUCUUUCGUGAACGCUGCAGAGACCUUAAUGGCUGACUGAAAGGCACAUUUUAAACGUGCUCCCCCUCAACAACUUUGUGAACUCUUGCCCUUUUUCUUCUUUUCGUCAGACAAGUCAACACUUCUGUGUGUGUGUGCCUGGAGAGGUGAGCGUUUAAAGUACAAGUCAAGCUUCAAAGUCUCUCAAUUUGCGACUACGGGAACCAGAACAAACUUCAGAAGAUGAACGGACUCAACCAAGCUGAUCACUUUGAUGAUUUGGCCUCUGAGAUGGAGCUUCAGAAGAUGAAUGGACAUGGUGGACACAGCCGGGACGAUGGGUUCGACGAUUUGGCCGAACAAGAGGACAAUCUGCUGAAUAAAACCGGCGUCAAGAAGGAAAUCCACUUCACGGACUUCGAGGGGAAGACCUCCUUCGGCAUGUCCGUCUUUAACCUCAGCAACGCCAUAAUGGGCAGUGGAAUUCUGGGACUGGCCUUUGCCAUGUCCAACACCGGAAUCAUUCUUUUUCUAAUCCUGCUGGUGUCGAUCGCCUUGCUGUCAGCGUAUUCCAUCCACCUCCUGCUGAAAAGUGCUGGAGUUGUCGGCAUCCGGGCCUACGAGCAGCUCGGCCUGCGAGCUUUUGGGCAGCCGGGGAAAAUGAUUGCGGCUGGAAUCAUUACAAUGCAUAAUAUUGGAGCGAUGUCCAGUUACCUCUUCAUCGUCAAGUCGGAGCUGCCGCUGGUCAUUCAGACGUUCCUCGGUAAACAUGUAAACACAGGAGAGUGGUUCUUGAAUGGAAACUACCUGAUCAUCAUCGUCAGCAUCGCCAUCAUUCUUCCUCUCGCACUGAUGAAACAUCUGGGUUACCUGGGCUACACCAGCAGCUUCUCGCUCUCCUGCAUGGUGUUCUUCCUCAUCUCUGUUAUCUACAAGAAGUUCAACAUACCCUGUCCCCUGGACGAUCAGACCCAUAACACUACGUCAGCGACGGCCGUACACGCUGUUUUUAAUAGCACGAGUGACUUCUGUGAGGCCAAGCUGUUUACAGUCAACUCACAGACGGCGUACACCAUCCCCAUCCUGGCCUUUGCCUUCGUCUGCCACCCGGAGGUGCUGCCCAUCUACACUGAGCUCCGGAAUGCCACCAAGAAGCGCAUGCAGAGGGUCGCCAACAUCUCCAUCCUGGCCAUGUUCGUCAUGUACCUGCUGACGGCCAUUUUCGGUUACCUCACCUUCUACGGUGCCGUGGAGUCGGAGCUGCUGCACGUCUACAGUCGCGUGGACCAGCUGGACGUGCUGAUCCUGUGCGUGCGUCUGGCCGUGCUGGUGGCCGUCACCCUGACCGUCCCCGUGGUUCUCUUCCCUAUCCGCAGGGCUUUGCUUCAGAUCUUCUUCCCCGAUAAGCCGUUUCACUGGGCCAGACACGUCGUCAUUGCAUUUUGCCUCAUCUUCAUGGUCAACAUACUCGUUAUAUUUGUGCCGUCCAUCCGCGACAUCUUCGGCCUCAUUGGAGCCACAUCUGCCCCCAGUCUCAUCUUCAUCCUACCUGGAAUCUUCUACGUCCGGAUUAUUCCUAAAGAAAAGGAGCCUUUGUUCUCCAGACCCAAAAUCCAGGCUGCAGUUUUCGCCGCGCUGGGAUUCGUUUUUAUGGUUAUGAGCUUGUCCUUUAUAAUCAUCGACUGGGUGACCGGAGAGUCCCGCAGUGGAGGUGGCCACUAGCUGCACAGAGAUCCUAGAACAAUGCCAAUCAGAGAUCUCCCUGUCACUCAAUUACCCCUGAUCUGCCAAGACCUCACCCUAAACCAAAAAAAGGAAAUGCCAAGAACAUGUGAAGAACCUCCACCUACGACCAAAACAGAACAGGUCUGAAAGUGUGGAGAGCUCAAUGUGUUCUGACUGAAUAACACAUCAGUGCGAUGGCCUGGAGUCAGGAUGUUUUGAGGAUGUGUUCAAAAAAGCAAAAGACACAAAUGGAGUAACUGCACAAAGGGGUGAAUGGGAAGAGAGUGACUCAAAUGGAAAUCCCGUUUUAGAGCAGAUGUGUAAUAACCUCCAGUCGUUCCAGUGAACCUCCCAGUUUGCUUCCUCGUUUACAUCAGCAGGUUUUACGCAUUUAUUCAUUUCAAAGCCGUUCAUUUCUCAUGCUAUUGUUCAUUUCGGUCAAACAGACAUUUAGUUUUUUUAGCUUUUGAGCCAUUCCCUCAUCGGCCUCAUCAGUCAAAUGUGUUGGUGCAGCUCACAGACUCAUGUCAUGACAUGAGCCACGCAGGUCAAUCUGCCGUUUCACGCAUUUCAGUGAUUCACGUUACACUUCCAAAGACCUGUACAUUCCGUUCAACCCACGUUGGGGUGAUUCCCUGCGAUGCUGAGUCUGAGGUCGUGGAGCAUUUUGAGUUUUUUUGUUGUCUGCUGCUAUUCAUGAAGGUCGAACACACAGUUACCGUCAGUCACGUGAGAGUCAACACAUAGAACAGUGGUUUGGUUAAAAUCUUUUAUGUGUCCCUAAAACAUCCACAGUUGCAAACCAAAGAUUAUAUUUAUUGUGUCAUAAAGCUUGUAACACUAUUUUUUAUCAUCUUUGGCAAAGGCCAGUUAAAGUCAGUUUUUAAGUCAGUGUUAAAAAUACUACAACAGUACGGUGAAGUUUAAAGUCAAAUCAAUGGAUCUUUAUGUUUUUAAAAUAUUUGUUUUACCUGUACAUUUAAAUUAAUUUGACUGUUAUGUGUCAAUAAAAUAUCCGUAAUUUCUAUGUA
This is a messenger RNA of Betta splendens (Siamese fighting fish), 3200 nucleotides long. RefSeq names its product sodium-coupled neutral amino acid transporter 3-like. The coding region runs from base 688 to 2166 and encodes 492 amino acids. Gene Ontology annotation, molecular function: L-glutamine transmembrane transporter activity; glycine transmembrane transporter activity. The transcript has 17 exons. Lineage: Eukaryota; Metazoa; Chordata; Actinopteri; Anabantiformes; Osphronemidae. Gene Ontology annotation, biological process: glycine transport; L-histidine transmembrane transport; L-glutamine transport. The record is from RefSeq and is a predicted model, not a curated record.